This is a messenger RNA of Candoia aspera, 2680 nucleotides long. RefSeq names its product raftlin, lipid raft linker 1 (gene RFTN1). Lineage: Eukaryota; Metazoa; Chordata; Lepidosauria; Squamata; Candoiidae. The transcript has 10 exons. The record is from RefSeq and is a predicted model, not a curated record. The coding region runs from base 368 to 2098 and encodes 576 amino acids.
CUCCCCAGCGAGCAGCCUCUCUUGGCUCCUCCCCGCCUUUAGCCCGGUGGCGAGUAGCGAGGAAGCAGCCUUUUCGGAGAGACGACGAAGCGCCGCAGUUCUCGAGCUGGUUGGGUCGAUGCACCCACCGCUCUCCCUCGAGUCGAGGCGCCUCCCAGUCCCGCUAAGCGUUACCUCCUUCGGCAGCUGGAGAAGCGCCGCCAAGUCUGCCGUUCAUUUCCCUGAGAGGGUGGCGAGGAGCAAACUUUCCGCGUUGGCAUGAACGGCGCCGGGGGCUGCUCGGCGGAGUCGCUGUCCUGAGGAAAGCGAAGCGGGGCAGCAGCGUCGAUUCAGAAAGAGGGAAGACGGGCGAACCUCAGCUUUUGCAAUGGGUUGCAGACUAAAUAAGUUGGAAAAACCUGAUGAAAAACGGCCUGGUAACAUCUAUUCUACUUUGAAGAGGCCCCAAGUAGAAACGAAAAUUGAUACUUUCUAUGAAUAUCAGUUUCUAGAAUUUACAACUUUAAGUGACGCCGAGUUACCAGGAUCAACAGUAAUCAAGCUCACUUCCUUACGUGAUCUUCCAGUUCAACUGCAAGAAUUGUAUCAGCAGGGCUUCAUUUUGGCUGCUCUCCAUCCCUUUGUGCAGCCAACUAAUAAGAAUGAGAAGACUGUUCAGGAGCAAAUCUUCAGGGCUGUCCUGAUCAAGAAAACAGAAAGAUCUUUGCAAAAGGAACCUGCCACUGAAGGGAAUACUUUGGAGAUAGAAAGUUGCUUCUUCUCAGAUCAACUUCCAGAUAAAUCAAAAAUGCCAGACCUUAUUAAGAAAAUUCAAGAUGCUGCAAGUCGGGGCCUGAAAUUUGUUGGGAUAGUACCUCAGCAGGUUUCCCAAAUGAACUCCAAGAGUAGCAGUGCUGCAAUAUCUAUCAGCAACAGCUCCAGAGAACUAAAAGGUGACAAAAAUCCAUUAGAUAUUCCUGAAGAUUGUGCUUCAUUAAAUCUUGAAAAAGGAGAUUGCACUGAUGUAUGCAAAGUCUCAGCAGCAGCAGCAGCAGCAGGAGGUAGUCAUGAGCAUGUGAACCCUAGUGAAGAUCUAGGAGGUGAACGGGAGGUCACUGAGCAUCUUAGCUUGAGCUCUGCUGGAGAACAUGAAGAGCAGCUUCAAGAAACUGAGAUCUUCGCUGUCUUCAACAAGCCAAAGACCUUGCAGACAUCCAGCCAAUACUACACUGUAACUGUACCUGUCAGAAUCAUCAGCAGCGGAAAAAGCAUUUGUACCUUAGAAGCCAAUUGGCUCGAGCACAUGACAGAUCACUUCCGGAAAGGGAGUACAUUGGUACAUGCUGUCUUCAGUCCUGGAAUGAUAAAUGAUUCCUUCCAGGGCAUGACAGAUGGAAUGUUCAUCUUUGAAGAUCUUUCUGUGGAUGAUAGCAAAAGUAUACAAGGCUAUGAUGCUAUUGUUGUAGAGCAAUGGACAGUCUUGGAUGGGGUCCAAGUACAGGCAGAUUAUAUCCCCUUGUUGAACUCGCUUGCCGUAUAUGGAUGGCAGCUGACCUGUGUACUUCCCACUCCAAUUGUAAAGACAAACAGAGAUGGGAAUUUAGCCACAAAGCAGAUCGUCUUUCUUCAGAGACCCUUCCUGCCCCAGAAAACUAAGAGGAAACAACCUAAGUUUCAUUGGAGGUUCUCCAAGCAUGACCGGCACCCGAAGCAAGGCAAGAAACCUCUGAAGGCAAAACUGAGGGCCAGAGCACAGCAGCAGCAGACGGAAGAAACGCAGGAGUCAGAAGCCGCUGCAAAUAUAAGGAAUUCGGAAGCCCCAUUCUCCACAAUUGAAAGUGGUUUGCAGUUCCCAGUAAUUUCAGAUCAACAGCUGGCUGGUGUUGAAGACGAAAGAACUCUUGAGCACAGAGACGUGCCUAUCUAUGACAAUGAGGUGUCGGCAGAAAAAUGGAACACAAGUCACAGUGGUGAUCAAGACCUAGUGGGCUUCUGUUUGAGUCAGAAAGGCACAGACGAAAACAGUGAAAGCCAGAUGUUUCAAGAGCAGUGCACUGAAGCAGACAAUGAUGGAAAGUGUGAGGCAGAAGCAACAGAAACUGGCUGGACUCAUGAGUAGAUCGGUUGGUUGAGAAGGGCAAAUAUUUGCCAAAGUAAAGGACUGAUUUUGAUUAUCACAGUUGAAUGUAACUAUGUGAUAGACUUGGUUUGACAAUGUUGAGUUUUUAUAGGUACAUAGUAGAAAUGUAAGCAGUACUGCGUUUUCACCUUGGCAGUAGAUACGAACUUAUUCAGGCUUUUUUGCUAUCCAAGGAAAUCCAUGGAUGAAUUGCUUUUAAACAAAACAAGAACAUUUUAUGCUUAAUAUCAUAUUUUUAAAGAAACUGUUAUUGUGGUGCACCAUAUUUUUAUUCAGUUUUGCAGAAUGGAAUUUAGGAUAUUAGUAGCUUUAAAGAACUGGUGAUAAUUAGAUUUUGUGCAUCCAUUUGUAUUGUCUUUGGACUAAAUAAUCUGUUUCAGAAAUUUAAAGCAAUAAUGAGGACUCAUGUUUUAUCUGAGGAGCCACUAGCGAUGGAGAGAGAGAGCGCGCACAGUGAUUUUCUCUAUGCUUAAGAAACUAAUUCAUACCCAGUGUAUCUGAUUGCUAUUUAAUCAAAUAGUAAUCCAGACUAUAAAACAAAAUGUUUGGUUUGUUUUUUUU